AUGGCAGGAAAUCCGAGGAGGGGCGCUGGUCUCAUCGGCUUGAUGAAGGACGCAUUUCAGCCCCAUCACCAGCCUCUCCAGCCUCACCAACCUGCAGUGGUAGACAAGAAAAUGGUGGAGAAAUGCUGGAAACUUAUGGAUAAGGUAGGUAACAAUCCAUCUAAUUUCCUCAGCUCUUAUGGUAAGUGCAUUUAAAUGGCAAGAAUACUCAACAUAUGAAAUGCAAGGUUUACUAUAAUGUCCAUAGUGUAGCAAUAAUAAAACAAUAGGUUACAUAGAAUAAGGAGAGAUGGUGUGACAGUCUUUUUCCCAUGUGAGGUGAACAAUUACCACAAGACUGAUCAUGCCAUGUCAAUACUAUUUAUUCUGCAAAAUGAAGCAAAUGUAUUCAUGCAUUCGUUAUUUUUCUUUAUAAAAUGGCCUCCAAUACAUUGUUUCCCCGAAAUGGCCAGAAUUUGAGCAAUGUACAGUAUUUUCAAUUAAACAGUGUACAAGUUGUCUUUGGCAGGAAGACACUUGCAUAUUCAAUUUCACAAGUCUAUUUUCAAACGUGUGAUUGAACUAUCACGUGGUUAUUUCAUUAUUCCUUUUUUGCUUACUGACUCAGUUUGAAUGAACACAAGUGUAGCUGAUCCCUGUGUCAAAUGGCCUAUUCAACCAGAACAACAAUACCAAAUAGGCGUAAAUAGUAUUAUUUUGUCAUGUUUUAUACAUUUGACACACAACCUCAAAUGAUAGGCCUACAAAAUGGUAUGUUCCCUUUCCUACUGCUGGUGUGGUAAAAAUAUCAACACAUACAUUUUGUGAAUUAUAUUUUCUUAAAAACAAAGAUGAUAAGGACUACUUGGUGUACUGUCAAAUAGGACAAUUGAGACAAUAUCAAGGGACUGGCCAGGCCUGGUUGUAUGAACCAGUUGAAUUACAAACAUCAUCCAGACUGUAAAUAAUUGGUUUAACCACAAGCAGGAGCCACAAUGUAAAUAUUGAAUUCUCCACUUGCCUGUAAAUAUCAAGGUCACUCGUACCCCAAAUUUACUCUCACACUGGUGUGUAUCAUGAUGAGUCCUGACUGGUAAUUCUGUCUCUCUACAUUAAAAUAUAUCCGUCUGUCUUCCCCAUUCAUGCAGUCGGCCCACACAACAGUGAUAGAACAUAUCAUAAAUCAUAAAGGCAGAACAAAAGAAGUGCAUCUGUAUCCUGUGUUGUGGUUUUAAUUCCAUCCCAGUGUAAGCAUGAUAUUACUAGUGACAAUUUCAGUUCUUGUAAUUUCUAGGGCCAGACUUUCUCUCCUAACCACUUACCUUGAGCAAUUAUUAUGACCAAGACAGUUUUUUUUGUCUUGACAAAGAUCAAGUGUUGACAUAGCCCAUACAUAGACAGAUGCAGAGCAGAGAAUGUAAGCUUAAAAAAAUAAAGGGGUGGGGAAAGAGUUUAAUAUAGGCAAUUUCUCACAAAUACAUGUUGAGAAACAUCUGAGAACCCAUUGUUAUAUGACCAGUCAUUCUGGUAUGCGUGACCGUUUUCUCCAGGUUCCUCUGACCUCGUCUCACUCUCACUUUCCCACACAGGUGGUGCGUCUGUGCCAGAACCCUAAGGUGGCCCUGAAGAACAGCCCCCCAUACAUCCUGGACCUACUGCCAGACACCUACCAGCACCUCCGCACCAUACUGUCCCGCUACGAGGGCAAGAUGGAGACGCUUGGGGAGAACGAGUACUUCCGGGUGGUGAUGGAGAACCUGACCAAUAAGAUCAAGCAGACCAUGAGCUUGUUCAAGGAGGCCAAGGAGCGCAUGUACGAGGAGAACUCUCAGCCCAGGUAAAAUGGAGGGGGAUAUUGAGCCUGCUGGUAGCCAGUCUGUUUCUGCUAUAGCCAACAUGUUGUUUCUUCAAGGCAAUGGUUUAUAAACUGAACAAAAAUAUAAAUGCAACAUUUAAAGUGUUGGUCCCAUGUUUCAUGAGCUGAAAUAAAAGUUCCCAGAAAUGUUACAUACGCACAAAAAAAAUGUUAUCUCAAAUUUUGUGUACAAAUGAUUACAUCGCUGUUAGUGAGCAUUUCUCCUUUGCCAAGAUAAUCCAUCCAGCUGACAGGUGUGGCAUAUCAAGAAGCUGAUUAAACAGCAUGAUCAUUACACCGGUUCAACUUGUUCUGGGGACAAUAAAAGGCCACUCUAAAAUGUGCAGUUUUGUCACAGAACACAAUGCUACAGAUGUCUCAAGUUUUAAGGGAGUGUUCAGUUGGCAUGCUGACUGCAGGAAUGUCCACCAGAGCUGUUGCCAGAGAAUGUAAUGUUCAUUUAUCUACCAUAAGCCUCCUCCAACGUCGUUUUAGAGAAUUUGGCAGUACGUCCAACUGGCCUCACAACCGCAGACCACGUGUAUGGUGUCGGGUGGGCGAGCGGUUUGCUCAUGUGAACAGAGUGCCCAUAUGACGGUGGGGGUAUGGGCGGGCAGGCAGGCAUAAACUACGCACAACGAACACAGUGGCAUUUUAUCGAUGGCAAUUUGAAUGCACAGAGCUACCGUGACGAGAUCCUGAUGCCCAUUGUCGUGCCAUUCAUCCGCCGCCAUCACUUCAUGUUUCAGCAUUAUAAUGCACGGCCCCAUGUCGCAAGGAUCUGUACACAAUUCCUGGAAGCUGAAAAUGUCCCAGUUCUUCCAUAACCUUUUUUUAAGGUAUCUGUGACCAACAGAUGCAUAUCUGUCAUGUGAAAUCCAUAGAUUAGGCCCUAAUUAAUUGAUUUCAAUUGACUGAUUUUCUUACAGUGCAUUCGGAAAGUAUUCAGACCCCUUGACUUUUUCCACAUUUUGUUACUUUACAGCCUUAUUCUAAAAUUGAUUAAAUAUUUUUUUUUUCUCAUCAAUCUACACACUACCCCAUAAUGACAAAGCGAAAACAGGUUUAGAAAUAUUUGUCAAUUGAUAAAAAACAGAUACCUUAUUUAUAUAAGUAUUCAGACCCUUUGCUAUGAGACUCGAUAUUGAGCUCAGGUGCAUCCUGUGUCCAUUGAUCAUCCUUGAGAUGUUUCUACAACUUGAUUGGAGUCCACCUGUGGUAGAUUCAAUUGACUUGCAAUCGAUUUGCAAAAGGCACACACCUGUCUAUAUACGGUCCCACAGGUGACAGUGCAUGUCACAGGAAAAACCAAGCCAUGAGGCCGAAGGAAUUGUCCAUAGAGCUCUGAGACAGGAUUGUGUCAAGGCACAGAUCUGGGAAGGGUAGCAAAACAUUUCUGCAGCAUUGAAGGUCCCCAAGAACACAGUGGCGUCCAUCAUUCUUAAAUGGAAGAAGUUUGGAACCACCAAGACUCUUCCUAGAGUUGGACGCCCGGCCAAACUGAGCAAUCGAGGGAGAACGGCCUUCGUCAGGGAGGUGACCAAGAACCCGAUGAUCACUCUGACAGAGCUCCAGAGUUCCUCUGUGGAGAUGGGAGAACCUUCCAGAAGGAAAACCAUCUAUGCAACACUCUACCAAUCAGGCCUUUAUGGUAGAGUGGCCAGACGGAAGCCACUCCUCAGCCCGCUUGGAGUUUGCUAAAAGGCACCAAAAGGACUCUCAGACCAUGAGAAACAAGGUUCUCGGGUCUGAUGAAACCAAGAUUGAACUCUUUGGCCUGAAUGCCAAGCGUCACAUCUGGAGGAAACCUGGCACCAUGCCUACGGUGGAGCAUGGUGGUGGCAGCAUCAUGCUGUGGGGAUGUUUUUCAGCGACAGUGACUGGGAGACUAGUCAGGAUCGAGGGAAAGAUAAACAGAGCAAAGUACAGAGAGAUCCUUGAUGAAAACCUGCUCCAGAGUGCUCAGGACCUCAGACUGGGGUGAAGGUUCACCUUCUAACGGGACAACAACCCUAAGCACACAGCCAAGACAACGCAGGAGUGGCUUCGGGACAAGUUUCUGAAUGUCCUUGAGUGGUCCAGCCAGAGCCCGGACUUGAACCCGAUCGAACAAUCUCUGGAGAGACCUGAAAAUAGCUGUGCAGCGACGCUCCCCAUCCAACCUGACAUAUCUCGAGAGGAUCUGCAGAGAGGAAUGGGAGAAACUCCCUAAAUACAGGUGUGCCAAGCUUGUAGCGUCAUACCUAAGAAGACUCGAGGCUGUAAUCGCUGCCAAAGGUGCUUCAACAAAGUACUGAGUAAAGGGUCUGAAUACUUGUCAUAAAUGUCAUAUUUGAGUUUUAUUUUAUUUUAUAAAUUUGCUAACAUUUCUAAAAACCUGUUUUUGCUUUGUCAUUAUGGGGUAUUGUGUGUAGAUUGAGGGAGAAAAAAACAAUUGGAUCCAUCUUAGAAUAAGGCUGUAAUGUAACAAAAUGUGGAAAAAGUGAAGGGGUGUGAAUACUUUCCGAAUGCACUGUUUAUGAAAUCUUUGAAAUUGUUGCAUGUUGCGUUUAUUUUUGUUCAGUAUAGUUGUUGAAUGCAUAACCAGGUGAGGUCAAAAUUAGCUCUAAGGCUAGAACCCAACUUGAAAAGUAGGCCUAGGUGUUCCGAUCAAAGGUUUCCUUUCUUGUUAUCAAGAUGACUGGUAUGUCCAAUUUCUGGGGGUUUCUCAAGUGAUGUCUUGUUUUUUUAGUUAAUGUGGUUCGUUAAACAUUUCUACCACUUACGGGGGAGUGUAAGAGCAUUUAUGCUUAUCUCAGAAGAGUUAACCUCCUCUUGAGUGAAUCUUCAAAACAGGAACACCCCCCCCCAUGACUCUGAUGGGAGAUGCUGUGUUAUCAGUGUUUUGAAUCUCUAUGGUGGUUUGUGACAGGCAGAGUGCUGCAUGCUGAGAAGAUCAGAUUUCCAAGAAACUACUCACACCUCAAACCAAUGUUCUAUUAAUUAAGCACGUGUUAUUUGAAAAUAUUUAAAGCUAUUUACACCCCAAAAAAAGACUAGAAAAUAGGAAUUGGGCAUUUUCAUUAUUUAGUUGCAGGUCAUGUUGCGUAAAGCAAAGGAAAGUGGUGACAAGUGAUGCAAGAACCGUUAAGCUAAAUGAUGAACAGAUCUUUUUAGGGUUUAUUUCCUCUUUUACUCAGAAAUACAUUACUAAGCUGAAACCCAUCCUGUUUACUUUAUUUAUAUGAUUGCUAAACAAACUAUCUCAUUCUAGUUCUGUGGAAGCAAUGAUGCUAUCAGUGAUUCUUCUGACUCACAAGUAGCUCAAAUGCAUGAGCUAUUAUAAGAAACUGACCUGCUAGUACUCAAAUACAACAUGCAAUAAUUUGGUCAGACAAAAGGUUAACAUACACAUUGAUUAGUGGUUUAGUGUUGUGUGCCUUAGCAAUGGGUUUUCAGCAGAUGACACUUCUAAGAAGCUCAUCACACUUUCUUAAAGCUGAAUGAUUGAUUGUACAGGGCUUUCAAAAAGUAUUCAGACCCCUUGACCUUUUCCACAUUUUGUUACGUUACAGCCUUAUUCUAAAAUGGAUUAAAAAUAUAAAUAAUUCUCAGGAAUCUACACACAAUACCCCAUAAUGACAAAGCGAAAACAGGUUUUUAGACAUUUUUGCUAAAUAAAAAAAUGAAAUACCUUUAUUUACGUAAGUAUUCAGACACUUUGCUAUGAGACUCGAAAUUGAGCUCAGGUGCAUCCUGUCUCCAUUGAUUAUCCUUGAGAUGUUUCUACAACUUGAAGUCCACCUGUGGUAAAUUCAAUUGAUUGGACAUGAUUUGGAAAGGCACAAACCUGUCUAUAUAAGGUCCCACAGUUGACAGUGCAUGUCAGAGCAAAAACCAAGCCAUGAGGUCGAAGGAAUUGUCCGUAGAGCUCCGAGACAGGACUGUGUCGAGGCACAGAUCUGGGGAAGGGUACCAAAAAAUGUCUGCAGCAUUGAAGGUCCCCCAAGAACACAGUGGCCUCCAUCAUUCUUAAAUGGAGGAGGUUUGGAACCACCAAGACUUCCAAGAUCUGGCUGCCCGGCCAAAGUGAGCAAUCGGGGAGGUGACCAAGAACUCAAUGGUCACUCUGACAGAGCUCCAGAGUUCCUCUGUGGAGAUGGGAGAACCUUCCAGAAGGACAACCAUCUCUGCAGCACUCCACCAAUCAGGCUUUUAUGGUAGAGUGGCCAGAUGGAAGCCACUCCUCAGUAAAAGGCACAUGACAGCCCGCUUGGAGUUUGGCAAAAGGCACCUAAAGGACUCUCAGACUAUGAGAAACAAGAUUCUCUGGUCUGAUGAAACCAAGAUUGAACUGGCUGCCAAACGUGCUUCACCAAAGUACUGAGUAAAGGGUCUGAAUACUUAUGAUUUUUUUUUUUUUUUUAAAAAAAAAAAUUAACUAACAUUUCUAAAAACCUGUUUUUGCUUUGUCAUUAUGUUGUAUUGUAGAUGAGGGGGGGGAAACUAUUUAAUCCAUUUUAGAAUAAGGCUGUAACGUAACAAAGUGGAAAAAGUCAAGAGGUCUGAAUACUUUCCGAAUGCACUGUAUACUAACCCCAACACAAAAGCAUCCAAUCCUAAAAGAUUAGGCUUAUACCUAGCCUAAAUGUUUGACCCAAAGUGCCAAAGUCAAGAAAAUACAUUACCAUUGGUCAACUUCAGGGAUAUGAGGUUUGUCUGAGGACCUGAUUCGCUAAGAUGUCAUACCUUUUCUUCAUAGGCGGAACUUGACCAAGCUGUCGUUGAUAUUCAGCCACAUGCUGGCUGAGCUAAAAGCCAUCUUUCCCAAUGGCCUGUUCCAAGGAGACAACUUCCGCAUCACCAAAGCUGACGCCGCCGAGUUCUGGAGGAGGUCUUUUGGUGACAAGUGAGUUUGGCUCCUUUUAUCAUAUUACAUUUUCUUAGUUGGGAAGCAGUAUUUACAAAAGGGGUUCAAAUGAAACAAAAACGCUCAACUAAAAACAUGCCUGGGGUUAUUACUACUUUUGUAUCACUAAACCCUCUCCCCUCUGUAGGACCAUUGUUCCAUGGAGGACGUUCCGCCAGGCUCUUCAUGAGUUCCACCCCAUCAGCUCAGGCCUGGAGGCCAUGGCUCUCAAGUCUACCAUCGACCUCACCUGCAACGACUGCAUCUCCGUCUUUGAGUUUGACAUCUUCACCAGGCUCUUCCAGGUAAUGAUUUGCAUGGAUUUGUAUUUACGUUUCUCAAACUCAAAUAAUGAUGAUGGAUGGGUUUUAAUAACUAUUUUCCAGGUGCCUGAAGCACUUUAGAUUGAAUGGCGGAAACUCAACUCAUCCACUACCAAAAUAGUUGUACACCCCUUCCAUCACCAAUUAUGUAGGGAAUGUGGUUUCACUGCUCCCAAUUCCCAUUCCUGACCCACUCACUAUCAUACUACUUUGGAUAAGAGCAUCUGCUAAAUUUAUACAAAGUGACUUACAUUAAGUCAAUUCAGGACCACUUACUGUAACAGUCAUCGUAUUCAUAAGUAACCACCCUAAAGAACUUGCGUCUCUGCUAUUGGUUGUGGAGUUUUCUGUUUAGCACGGCAGCAACUUUAGUACCUUUUUAAGCAGUCACAAAGUUGUUUUCUCUCUGAGGAGCCAAAUGUACACAGAGCUCAACUGCUGUGUAGAAAGUUCACUGUAGAAGCUAUCAAACUGGUGGAGGUGGCUAAGAAAAGGCCUGUGUGGGCGGUUAAUUUCAACCAUGGGUACUUUUUUAUUCCAUCAGAGGCCAUAAGGACAUGUUGUGAGUACAGAGGUAAAGAUGGCUGCUCUAUCAUUAUUUAGGGUGGGGAGGUUAAAGUACAGUCAGUACGUCCUCUAUUGGAGGUCUCCCAACUGGGCGGGGCCUUUACAGUAGUUCCUUCGACUUUGUGUGCACAGAGGCCACAAGUGUUGGCACAGUCUGAGUCUGGGCAGACUGAAACCAAAAUGACUUCCUCAAAUUAGCCUUGACAAUUGAACUGGAGCAGAGUUGCCUGUAUAUGUUUAGUUUAUAGUGCAGCAGUGGUUACCUGCCAGUGGCACAGGGGCCUCGUUUAUAAACGUUGCGUACGCACAAAAUAUGCCCCAAAAAAUGCAUGCGCCAGGUUCACGCAAAAGUUGGCAUUUAUAAAAACUUUACUUCAGGUGACAAUGUGCUUAUCCUCACGCAAACUUUAGACCAUGUGUACGCACAGUUUCUAGUGGUUGAAGUAUUGCAAUGCAAGACGGCAAAAGUAGCCUAGGGCAGGAAUAUAUGAUGACACUCUUAUUCAUAACAACAAAAAAAGGUAAAUACAGUGAGGGGAAAAAAGUAUUUGAUCCCCUGCUGAUUUUGUACGUUUGCCCACUGACAAAGAAAUGAUCAGUCUAUAAUUUUAAUGGUAGGUUUAUUUGAACAGUGAGAGACAGAAUAACAACAAAAAAAUGUUAUACAUUGAUUUGCAUUUUAAUGAGGGAAUUAAGUAUUUGACCCCCUCUCAAUCAGAAAGAUUUAUGGCUCACAGGUGUCUUUUAUACAGGUAACGAGCUGAGAUUAGGAGCACACUCGUAAAGGGAGUGCUCCUAAUCUCAGUUUGUUACCUGUAUAAAAGACACCUGUCCACAGAAGCAAUCAAUCAAUCAGAUUCCAAACUCUCCACCAUGGCCAAGACCAAAGAGCUCUCCAAGAAUGUCAGGGACAAGAUUGUAGACCUACACAAGGCUGGAAUGGGCUACAAGACCAUUGCCAAGCAUCUUGGUGAGAAGGUGACAACAGUUGGUGCGAUUAUUCGCAAAUGGAAGAAACACAAAAGAACUGUCAAUCUCCCUCGGCCUGGGGCUCCAUGCAAGAUCUCACCUCGUGGAGUUGCAAUGAUCAUGAGAACGGUGAGGAAUCAGCCCAGAACUACACGGGAGGAUAUUGUCAAUGAUCUCUAGGCAGCUGGGACCAUAGUCACCACGAAAACAAUUGGUAACACACUACGCCGUGAAGGACUGAAAUCCUGCAGCGACAAUGACCCAAAACACACGGCCAAGGCAACAAAGUAGUGGCUCAAUAAGAAGCACAUUAAGGUCCUGGAGUGGCCUAGCCAGUCUCCAGACCUUAAUCCCAUAGAAAAUCUGUGGAGGGAGCUGAAGGUUCGAGUUGCCAAACUUCAGGCUCGAAACGUUAAUGACUUGGAGAAGAUCUGCAAAGAGGAGUGGAACAAAAUCCCUCCUGAGAUGUGUGCAAACCUGGUGGCCAACUACAAGAAACGUCUGACCUCUGUGAUUGCCAACAAGGGUUUUGCCACCAAGUACUAAGUCAUGUUUUGCAGAGGGGUCAAAUACUUAUUUCCCUCAUUAAAAUGCAAAUCAAUUUAUAACAUUUUUGACAUGCAUUUUUCUAGAUUUUUUUGUUGUUAUUCUGUCUCUCACUGUUCAAAUAAACCUACCAUUAAAAUUAUAGACUGAUAAUUUCUUUGUCAGUGGGCAAACGUACAAAAUCAGCAGGGGAUCAUUUUUAGUCAGCCACCAAUUGUGCAUGUUCUCCCACUUAAAAAGAUGAGAGAUGCCUGUAAUUUUCAUCAUAGGUACACGUCAACUAUGACAGACAAAUUGAGGAAAAAAAAUCCAGAAAAUCACAUCGUAGGAUUUUUAAUGAAUUUAUUUGCAAAUUAUGGUGGAAAAUAAGUAUUUGGUCACCUACAAACAAGCAAGAUUUCUGGCUCUCACAGACCUGUAACUUCUUCUUUAAGAGGCUCCUCUGUCCUCCACUCGUUACCUGUAUUAAUGGCACCUGUUUGAACUUGUUAUCAGUAUAAAAGACACCUGUCCACAACCUCAAACAGUCACACUCCAAACUCCACAAUGGCCAAGACCAAAGCGCUGUCAAAGGACACCAGAAACAAAAUUGUAGACCUGCACCAGGCUGGGAAGACUGAAUCUGCAAUAGGUAAGCAGCUUGGUUUGAAGAAAUCAACUGUGGGAGCAAUUAUUAGGAAAUGGAAGACAUACAAGACCACUGAUAAUCUCCCUCGAUCUGGGGCUCAACGCAAGAUCUCACCCCGUGGGGUCAAAAUGAUCACAAGAACGGUGAGCAAAAAUCCCAGAACCACACGGGGGGACCUAGUGAAUGACCUGCAGAGAGCUGGGACCAAAGUAACAAAGCCUACCAUCAGUAACACACUACGCCGCCAGGGACUCAAAUCCUGCAGUGCAAGACGUGUCCCCCUGCUUAAGCCAGUACAUGUCCAGGCCCGUCUGAAGUGCAUUUGGAUGAACCAGAAGAGGAUUGGGAGAAUGUCAUAUGGUCAGAUGAAACCAAAAUAUAACUUUUUGGUAAAAACUCAACUCGUCAUGUUUGGAGGACAAAGAAUGCUGAGUUUCAUCCAAAGAACACCAUACCUACUGUGAAGCAUGGGGGUGGAAACAUCAUGCUUUGGGGCUGUUUUUCUGCAAAGGGACCAGGACGACUGAUCCGUGUAAAGGAAAGAAUGAAUGGGGCCAUUUAUCGUGAGAUCUUGAGUGAAAACCUCCUUCCAUCAGCAAGGGCAUUGAAGAUGAAACGUGGCUGAGUCUUUCAGCAUGACAAUGAUCCCAAACACACCGCCCGGGCAACGAAGGAGUGGCUUCGUAAGAAGCAUUUCAAGGUCCUGGAGUGGCCUAGCCAGUCUCCAGAUCUCAACCCCAUAGAAAAUCUUUGGAGGGAGUUGAAAGUCUGUGUUGCCCAGCGACAGCCCCAAAACAUCACUGCUCUAGAGGAGAUCUGCAUGGAGGAAUCGGCCAAAAUACCAGCAACAGUGUGUGAAAACCUUGUGAAGACUUACAGAAAACGUUUGACCUGUGUCAUUGCCAACAAAGGGUAUAUAACAAAGUAUUGAGAAACUUUUGUUAUUGACCAAAUACUUAUUUUCCACCAUCAUUUGCCAAUAAAUUCAUUAAAAAUCCUACAAUGUGAUUUUCUGGAUAAUUUUUUCUCAUUUUGUCUGUCAUAGUUGACGUGUACCUAUGAUGAAAAUUACAGGCCUCUCUCAUUUUUUUAAGUGGGAGAACUUGCACAAUUGGUGGCUGACUAAAUACUUUUUUUCCCCACUGUAUGUGUGUGUUUGUGUGCGUAUAUAUGCGAAAAAAAAUACAUAUGGGGGAUUGGAAGUGAUGCAGACAAUUACAUUGAUGGAAGUUACAAUCUAUCAGCAAUAUUAAAGCUGAUCUACCCCCUAAAAAAAAAGAAACUACUACUAAAGGACCCCAAUAAGAAGAAGAGACUUGCUUGGGCCAAGAAACACGAACAAUGGACAUUAGACCGGUGGAAAUCUGUCCUUUUGAUCUGGAGUCCAAAUGUGAGAUUUUUGGUUCCAACCGCUGUGUCUUUGUGAGACGCAGAGUAGGUGAACGGAUGAUCUCCGCAUGUGUGGUUCCCACUGUGAAGCAUGGAUGAGGAGAUGUGAUGGUGUGGGGGUGCUUUGCUGGUGACACUGUCAGUGAUUUAUAUAGAUCCAUGCAAGAUCUCACCUCGUGGGGCAUCAAUGAUCAUGAGGAAGGUGAGGGAUCAGCCCAGAACUACACAGCAGGUCCUGGUCAAUGACCUGAAGAGAGCUGGGACCACAGUCUCAAAGAAAACCAUUAGUAACACACUAUGCCGUCAUGGAUUAAAAUCCUGCAGCGCACGCAAGGUCCCCCUGCUCAAGCCAGCUCAUGUCCAGGCCCGUCUGAAGUUUGCCAAUGACCAUCUGGAUGAUCCAGAGGAGGAAUGGGAGAAGGUCAUGUGGUCUGAUGAGACAAAAAUAGAGCUUUUUGGUCUAAACUCCACUCGCCGUGUUUGGAGGAAGAAGAAGGAUGAGUACAACCCCAAGAACACCAUCCCAACCGUGAAGCAUGGAUGUGGAAACAUCAUUCUUUGGGGAUGCUUUUCUGCAAAGGGGACAGGACGACUGCACCGUAUUGAGGGGAGGAUGGAUGGGGCCAUGUAUUGCGAGAUCUUGGCCAACAACCUCCUUCCUUCAGUAAGAGCAUUGAAGAUGGGUCGUGGCUGGGUCUUCCAGCAUGACAACGACCCGAAACACACAGCCAGGGCAACUAAGGAGUGGCUCCGUAAGAAGCAUCUCAAGGUCCUGGAGUGGCCUAGCCAGUCUCCAGACCUGAACCCAAUAGAACAUCUUUGGAGGGAGCUGAAAGUCCGUAUUGCCCAGCGACAGCCCCGAAACCUGAAGGAUCUGGAGAAGGUCUGUAUGGAGGAGUGGGCCAAAAUCCCUGCUGCAGUGUGUGCAAACCUGGUCAAGACCUACAGGAAACGUAUGAUCUCUGUAAUUGCAAACAAAGGUUUCUGUACCAAAUAUUAAGUUCUGCUUUUCUGAUGUAUCAAAUACUUAUGUCAUGCAAUAAAAUGCAAAUAAAUUACUUAAAAAUCAUACAAUGUGAUUUUCUGGAUUUUUGUUUUAGAUUCCGUCUCUCACAGUUGAAGUGUACCUAUGAUAAAAAUGCUCUACAUGCUUUGUAAGUAGGAAAACCUGCAAAAUCGGCAGUGUGUCAAAUACUUGUUCUCCCCACUGUAUAUGGACAAGCAAUGACAGAGCGGCAUUGACUAAGAUACAGUAGAAUAUUAUGGAAUAGAAUGCAUUAUAUACAUAUGAGAUGAGUAGUGCAAGAUAUGUAAACAUUGUUAAAGUGACUAGUGUUCCAUUUCUUAAAGUGGCGAGUGAUUUCAAUAGCCUCUAAUGUGCUAGUGAUGGCUAUUUAACAGUCUGAUGGCCUUGAGAUAGAAGCUAUUCUUAAUUCUCUCAGUCCCAGCUUUGAUGCACCUGUACUGACCUCGCCUUCUGGAUGAUAGCGGGCUGAACAGGCAGUGGCUCGGGUGGUAGUUGUCCUUGGUUAUCCUUUUGGCCUUCCUGUGACAUCGGGUGCUGUAUGUCUCUUGGAGGGCGGGUAGUUUGCCCCCGGUAAUGCGUUCGGCAAACCGCACCACCCUCUGGAGAGCCCUGCGGUUGUGGGCGGUGCAGUUGCCGUACCAGGCGGUGAUACAGCCCGACAGGAUGCUCUCAAUUGUGCAUCUGUAAAAGUUUGAGGGUUAAGCCAAAUUUCUUCAGCCUCUUGAUGUUGAAGAGGCUCUGUUGCGCCUUCUUCACCACACUGUCUGCGUGUGAGGACCAUUUCAGUUUGUCGGUGAUGUGUACGCCAAGGAACUUGAAGCUUUUACCUUCUCCACUGCGGUCCCGUCGAUUUGAAUAGGGGGGUGCACCCUCUGCUGUUUCCUGAAGUCCACGAUCAUCUCCUUUGUUUUGUUGAUGUUGAGUGAGAGGUUAUUUUCCUGACACCACACUCCCAGAGCCCUCACCUCCUCCCUGUAGGCUGUCUCGUCAUUGUUGGUAAUCAAGCCUACUACUGAUGUCGUCUGCAAACUUGAUGAUUGAGUUGGAGGCGUGCUUGGCCACGCAGUCAUGGAUGAACAGGGAGUACAGGAGGGGGCUGAGCACGCACCCUUGUGGGGCCCCAGUGUUGAGGAUCAGCGAAGUGGAGAUGUUGUUUCCUACAUUCACCACCUGGGGGUAGCCCGUCAGGAAGUCCAUCACCCAGUUGCACAGGUCUGGGUUCAGACCCAGGGCCUCAAGCUUAAUGAUGAGCUUGGAGGGUACUAUGGUGUUGAAUGCUGAGCUAUAGUCAAUGAACAGCAUUCUUACAUAGGUAUUCCUCUUGUCCAGAUGGGAUAGGGCAGUGUGAUGGCGAUUGCAUCGUCUGUGGAUCUAUUGGGGCGGUAAGCAAAUUGAAGUGGGUCUAGGGUGACAGGUAAGGUAGAAGUGAUAUGAUCCUUGACUAGUCUCUCAAUGCACUUCAUGAUGACAGAGGUGAGUGCCACAGGGCGAUAGUCAUUUAGUUCAGUUACCUUUGCUUUCUUGGGUACAGUAACAAUGGUGGCCAUCUUGAAGCAUGUGGGAACAGCAGACUGGGAAAGGGAGAGAUUGAAUAUGUCCGUAAACACACCAGCCAGCUGGUCUGCGCAUGCUCUGAGGACGCGGCUAGGGAUGCCGUCUGGGCUGGCAGCCUUGCGGGGGUUAACAUGCUUAAAUGUCUUAAUCACGUCGGCCAUGGAGAAGGAGAGGCCACAGUCCUUGGUAGUGGGCCUCGUCAGUGGCACUGUGUUAUCCUCAAAGUGGGUGAAGAAGGUGUUUAGCUUGUCUGGAAGCGAGACGUCGGUGUCGGCGACGUGGCUGGUUUUCCUUUUGUAAACCAGGUGAAGCUGGUUGAGAGAAUACAAAGAGUGUGCAAAGCUGUCAUCAAGGCAAAGGGUGGCUACUUUGAAGAAUCUUUGAAGAAUCUAUUUUGAUUUGUUUAACAACAAUAAUAGUGAAAACAUUUCUUUUUUGGUUACUACAUGAUUCCAUAUGUGUUAUUUCAUAGUUUUGAUGUCUUCACUAUCAUUCUACAAUGUAGAAAAUAGUAAAAAUAAAGAAAAACCCUUGAAUGAGUAGGUGUGUCAACUUUUGACUGAUACUGUAUAUCAUAACCAUUGCAGAAUACAUUUCUCACCUUUUUCUGGCCAUAAUGAGUUCAUAUUCCCGAAGGGACCAUACAACAAAUUACCAUGUGAAUCUCUCAUUUAAUUGGGCCUAUUAGAUAUAAUUUCAAGUUUUUGCUCUAUUCAUCCGAAAGGGAGUGCUGUUUAUUACAUACAGUAGAAUUUAUCAGGUGAACAGACAGUUGAUAUUUUACAUUGAAGUGUGUAGGCUACCACUGUAAGUAGGCCUAUUGUAGUUUUAAAUUUUUCAAGCAGACAAUGUUUCAGAAUUCGUGGGCAGUGCAGCAUAUUUAGGUUCUGGAAAAAGUGAAUGCUAAACGUAAUGGAAUUCUGUUUACAGGUCCACAACAAUUUGCAAUUGUUUUUGUCUUUCAGAAACGGUCAGAUAGGCUACAGCAAAUGUAACUGCAAAAGAAAACAUUCUGCCAACACCUCCAAAGACAUUUAAUCAAGUUCGCCAUUGCUAUUUCCUUUAGAUACUGUCUUGGCCUAAUUCCAAUACUGCCAAGGUACAGUGGGGAAAAAAAUUUUUUAGUCAGCCACCAAUUGUGCAAGUUCUCCCACUUAAAAAGAUGAGAGAGGCCUGUAAUUUUCAUCAUAGGUACACGUCAACUAUGACAGACAAAAUGAGAUUUUUUUUCUCCAGAAAAUCACAUUGUAGGAUUUUUUAAUGAAUUUAUUUGCAAAUUAUGGUGGAAAAUAAGUAUUUGGUCAAUAACAAAAGUUUCUCAAUACUUUGUUAUAUACCCUUUGUUGGCAAUGACACAGGUCAAACGUUUUCUGUAAGUCUUCACAAGGUUUUCACACACUGUUGCUGGUAUUUUGGCCCAUUCCUCCAUGCAGAUCUCCUCUAGAGCAGUGAUGUUUUAGGGCUGUCGCUGGACAACACAGACUUUCAACUCCCUCCAAAGAUUUUCUAUGGGGUUGAGAUCUGGAGACUGGCUAGGCCACUCCAGGACCUUGAAAUGCUUCUUACGAAGCCACUCCUUCAUUGCCCGGGUGGUGUGUUUGGGAUCAUUGUCAUGCUGAAAGACCCAGCCACGUUUCAUCUUCAAUGCCCUUGCUGAUGGAAGGAGGUUUUCACUGAAAAUCUCACGAUACAUGGCCCCAUUCAUUCUUUCCUUUACACGGAUCAGUCGUCCUGGUCCCUUUGCAGAAAAACAGCCCCAAAGCAUGAUGUUUCCACCCCUAUGCUUCACAGUAGGUAUGGUGUUCUUUCGAUGCAACUCAGCAUUCUUUGUCCUCCAAACACGACAUGUUGAGUUUUUACCAAAAAGUUCUAUUUUGGUUUCAUCUGAUCAUAUGACAUUCUCCCAAUCCUCUUCUGGAUCAUCCAAAUGCACUCUAGCAAACUUCAGACGGGCCUGGACAUGUACUGGCUUAAGCAGGGGGACACGUCUGGCACUGCAGGAUUUGAGUCUCUGGCGGCGUAGUGUGUUACUGAUGGUAGGCUUUGUUACUUUGGUCCCAGCUCUCUGCAGGUCAUUCACUAGGUCCCCCCGUAUGGUUCUGGGAUUUUUGCUCACUGUUCUUGUGAUCAUUUUGACCCCACGGGGUGAGAUCUUGCGUGGAGCCCCAGAUCGAGGGAGAUUAUCAGUGGUCUUGUAUGUCUUCCAUUUCCUAAUAAUUGCUCCCACAGUUGAUUUCUUCAAACCAAGCUGCUUUUCUAUUGCAGAUUCAGUCUUCCCAGCCUGGUGCAGGUCUACAAUUUUGUUUCUGGUGUCCUUUGACAGCGCUUUGAUCUUGGCCAUAGUGGAGUUUGGAGUGUGACUGUUUGAGGUUGUGGACAGGUGUCUUUUAUACUGAUAACAAGUUCAAACAGGUGCCAUUAAUACAGGUAACGAGUGGAGCACAGAGGAGCCUCUUAAAGAAGAAGUUACAGGUCUGUGAGAGCCAGAAAUGUUGCUUGUUUGUAGGUGACCAAAUACUUAUUUUCCACCAUAAUUUGCAAAUAAAUUCAUUAAAAAUCCUACAAUGUGAUUUUCUGGAAAAAAAAUUCUCAAUUUGUCUGUCAUAGUUGACGUGUACCUAUGAUGAAAAUUACAGGCCACUCUCAUCUUUUUAAGUGGGAGAACUUGCACAAUUGGUGGCUGACUAAAUACUUUUUUCCCCCACUGUAUACAGAAAAUAAGGACGUUAUUGUCACCAUAAAAGGUGAAUGAAGGAUGUUUUUCAGGCGGAGUUGUUAUAAUGCUUGUUCACGGGUACACAGUUUUACGAAAGGUCUGAUUUAUAACGGGAAACAUGCGUAUUUAUGGCAUGUGCCAAAUAUAUAAAUCUCAAUGUUUAGUGUAAAAUUUACGCAACGGUUAUAAAUGAGGCCCCAGGAGACCUACUGGGUGUGCAUGCUUUUGUUCCAGCCCACCACUAACACAUCAGCUUCAACUAAUAAUCAAUUGAUCAUCAAGACCAUUGAGGAGAUUAGGACUGGGCUGGAAUAAAAUCAUGCACGCCCUGUAGCUCUCCAGACCACUGUUGUCGUGAAUAUCAGGUGAAGAACACAAGUGCUUCUUUGUUAGCUAGGAUUAAGAUUUGUUGUCAAUACAAAUACAAGCUGUUGUUGCUGUACGGGUUCUGACCGUGGUGUGUGUGUGUGUUGGAUUGUGCAGCCGUGGUCAUCUCUCCUGAGGAACUGGAACAGUCUGGCUGUCACACAUCCGGGGUACAUGGCCUUCCUCACCUACGACGAGGUCAAGGCCCGACUGCAGAGGUUCAUCCACAAGCCUGGCAGGUGAGACACACAUACACCUGACACUGAAGUAAAUAUUUUGACAUGCACACACUUGCAUACAAAAAAAACAUCACAGAGCACACAGAGACCGUCCAAGUACAUCAACACGUACACGCUCAACUUCUCUCACACAACACGUUUGUGGUCUGCCUCUGUCCCAGUUAUAUCUUCAGACUGAGUUGCACUCGGCUGGGCCAGUGGGCCAUUGGCUACGUCACUGCAGAUGGGAACAUCCUGCAGACCAUCCCCCACAACAAGCCCCUCUUUCAGGCCCUCAUUGAUGGAUACAGGGAGGGAUUGUGAGUAUGACAUAGCCAAGAUGAAAGAAUGACCAAAUACUACCUUUUCUGGUUCAGUCAAGGCGUUUGCAAAAUAUGUUGUGUAAAGUUUCCUCUGAAAGAGGUUGAAAUCAGUUUAAGACUACAAACAAAAAAUCAUCACAGAAUUGCACAUUUUAAUUAGUUGAAAUAACAGGAAAUCAUACUUCAACUGGCCAUUGAAAUGUUUUGAUUUGUUGCUCUCUCUCCAGCUACUUGUUCCCAGAUGGCCGGGCCCAGAACCCAGACCUCACAGGUCUGUGUGAGCCCUCCCCACAGGACCACAUCAAAGUCACACAGGUCAGACACACACACUCACAUCCACGAAGUUCAUAACAUUCACUACAGGUCGUAAUUCAGACUUCAGAUUCACUUGUGACUCAAACUUUUGCCUACUGUAAUUUUCCAUUGCUUACAAUGCCCUAAACGUACAUUUGUAUACUUAUUCAGAUUUAUGUGAAUCUAUCUCAAGUCAGAAUACUGUCUGUUUAGAUCAGGGGUGUCAAACUCAUUUUAGCUCAGGGGCCACAUGGAGGAAAAUCUAUUCCCAAGUGGGCCGGACCGGAAAAAUCAUGGUAUAUAUAACUUAAAAACAACAACUUCAGAUUGUUUUCUUUGUUUUAAUACGAUCAACAUAAAGCUGGAGCCUGAGGACAGUGUGUCCAAAAUAGUACAAGCACAACAUCACUAUUAAUCAUAAAACACGUCAAGUUUAUUUGAAAAUUCUAAAGAAAAAGAACACACAAACACACAAUGCCUCAGUGAUUAACAGAACUGUUUCACAGAUCACAGAACUAUAUCAGGGUGUCGUUUCUCAGGCAGAAAUGUAGAUAAAAAUAAUGAAAUCCUGUUCCCCAAACAAGUGCAAGAACCACAGAGUCAAGAAUAGGUUAAAUAUACAAAUAAAAUAAAAUCAAUUAAAAACAAUAGCACAUCAACAUAAAAACAUAUAAACAUAAAUCUGAAAGCGUUGCUCAAACUCCCGUAACAGUCCCGUUAUUUUAUCUUUGAACCGCUUCAUGUCUGCCACAUGUUGGGUCGCGCACACAUUUUUCAGACAGGGGAAGUGAGCUGCAUCACCACCGGCAAGUUGCGUCUCCCACAAUGACAGCUUCAACUUGAAAGAACGUAUGCUGUCAUAAUACUGCGUGACAACUUUGUUGCGCCCUUGCAGCUGUUUGUUCAAGUUAUUCAGGUGCUCUGUAACAUCCACCAUAAAUGCAAGGUCCGGCAUCCAUUCUGCGGAAUGAAAUUCUAACACUGGUUUGCCCUUUUCUUCCAUGAACUGUUCAAUUUCUUCUCGUAAAUCAAAGAAACGCCUCAGCACAGCACCUCGGCUUAACCAUCUUACCUCAGUGUGGUAUGGCAGGCCAUAGAUGUGGUCUUUCUCUCUGAGAAGGCUGUCAAACUGACGGUGAUUCAGGCUUCUGGAUCGGAUGAAAUUAACAGUUUGGAUGACCACCUUCAUGACGUUAUCCAUAUUUAAUGACUUGCAACACAAAGCCUCCUGGUGCAAAAUACAGUGAAAAGUCAAAAAAUCACGUCCUCCAUUUGCAGAUUGCACUUUCUCUCUGAACUUUGUCACAACGCCUGCUUUUUUCCCGAUCAUUGAGGGCGCACCAUCUGUAGCCAGGCUGACAGCGCGGGACCAGUCCACUCCGACCCUGUCCAGCGCGCCGACGAGUGCUGUAAAAAUAUCAGCUGCUGUCGUUGUAUCUGUCAUCGGCACCAACUCCACGAACUCCUCGGUGACGGUCAAUGUGUCAUCAACUCCGCGGAUGAAAAAAUGGCCAGUUGUGCAACAUCUGUAAUGUCCGUGCUUUCAUCAAUUGCAACCGAAAACGCAAUAAAUGACUUUACUUUUUGCUUCAACUGGCUGUCCAAAUCCACUGAAAGAUCGGAAAUCCUGUCUGCAACUGUGUUUCUUGUCAGGCUGAUAUUUGCAAAAGCCUGCCGCUUUUCAGGGCACACAAUCUCCGCUGCCUUCAUCAUGCAUGUUUUUAAAAAUUCACCCUCACUAAAUGGUUUUGAAGCCACUGCGAUUUCAUUAGCAAUGAGGUAGCUAGCUUUCACUGCAGCGUCACUGAUGUCUCGGCUGUGAGUAAACACAGACUGCUGUUUCUUCAGACCCGCCAACAGUUCAUUCACCUUCUCUCAUCUCCGCUGUCCUUGAGAGUUGUCAUAUUUGUCGGCAUGAAGACUCACAUAGUGGCGACGAAGGUUAUAUUCUUUCAGCACUGCAACAUGCUCUGAACACACCAAACAUACAGAUUUUUCUUGGAACACUCUGCACUCUGCGUCCACUUUUCUCUUUUUUGACAGAGACAUAUUGGGGCAAUGAGGGUGCCAAAGCACAUAAUGUUAAAAGUAGAAGCCGUAAUAAAUAUCGCGGGCAAAACAAAGUAGCUCAUUGGCUGCACGUGCUUGACCUACUUGCUCUGCCCCGGUAUAAACAGUUUGCUUGCUUAACACAAUUGCUAUUGCGCCAUCUAGUGGACGCAAUUGGAACAGCAGUUUAUUUUAUUGAAAAAUUGCAGCGCAUUUUUAUACUUUACAAAACAAAAAAACUAAACAAUUUUUUUUUUUUUUUUUUUAAAUCAUCUCGCGGGCCGGAUUAAACCCGUUUGCGGGCCUGAUCCGGCCCGCGGGCCGUACGUUUGACACCCCUGGUUUAGAUGGAUGUUUCCUAAAAUCAGAAUUGGGCCAGAAAAUAUUUGUCCUAUUGAAGUAUGCAUACACUGAGAUAUGACAUUUCUGAUGUAUCUUUUACUUAUGUGAUACUCAUCCUAUCUCCUUUCUCUUCACUGUGCUACAGGAGCAGUAUGAGCUCUACUGUGAGAUGGGCUCCACAUUCCAGUUGUGUAAGAUCUGUGCAGAGAACGACAAGGAUGUGAAGAUAGAGCCCUGCAGCCACCUCAUGUGCACCUCCUGUCUCACUGCCUGGCAGGUAGGUCCCAGAAUUAGGUCAUCCCGCAAGAGUGUCUAUUGGUUCACAUUCAUUUUGUACAUUUUAUCUGGGCCCGUAUCCACAAAGCGUCUCAGAGUAGAACAUUGGUCGUAAGUGCUGAGAAUAGAGACAUUUUACUCCUACUCUUAUGGGUCAAAAUAAAAGCUAUGCAUGAAGCCUCUUCAGUCAGAAGUCACUCCUAGUCGACAGAUAUUUAGGACACCUCAUUAGCUGUCCUAACCAGUUAAGAGUUACCAACAGGUGUCUUGAUAAAAGAAAAAUGCAGUGAGUCAGUGUUUCCUGCGUCACAUGCAAUUGUUUUGAGUUGUUAAGAAUGUUUUGAUAUUUCAUAAAUAAUCUAGACCUACAUGUAACAGUAUCUCUUGCACUUUUGACAAUUUCACAAGGCAUGUUUUACAUGAUAUGCUUAAAUACUUAACCACUUAGUUAUUUAAAGUUAUCCAUUUGGAAUGCAACAUGUUGUAAAAAAAAUCUCUAAAUUAGGCAUGCCUAUAAAUUGUGCAAUUGAAGGCAUAUAUAUAGUGCUUGUGUUAACUUUGAUAGUGUUUGAUGAAAAUGAUAGACCUUUCAAAACGUUGUGUGCAGUGUUGUAUGCAACAUUAUCGGCAAGUGACUUGAUGCCUACUCUGCCAAAGUGAUUUAGAGUUGUUAAACGGGAAUGACGACGAGUGUGUGUUGAUAACGGUAAUAUUAUGAAAAUUCCGCUUUUAACCAUAUCAUUUUUAUUAAAAUAAAGGUUAUGGUUGCCAACAUAUUAGGCAAUAAUUAAGAGUAGGCAAAGUGAUUGUGUCAGGCGAAAAUGAUAUCAAACGUUUUACCAUUACAGCAUUUGAUGUACAGUCACCUUCACUGUCAUUGUCUGAAGCAUGCUAUAUAGAGUUCACGCUGGCGAUGCCGUAUGUCUGAGCAGUGUCUUAACAUCAUCCUAAAACCUACUCUGAGCUGGGAGGUUUUUUUCUUCUUAAAACAGGUUAACAGGAUUCCUAGGACCUUUUCUGAGAUGCUUUGUGGAUAUGGGCCUUGGCCCGAUUUAGUUUUAAACUGCGGUAUUGCUCUCUCCCAGGAAUCGGAGGGGCAGGGCUGUCCAUUCUGCCGCUGUGAGAUUAAAGGCACAGAGCCCAUCGUGGUAGACCCCUUCCACCCCAAGAACAGCAGCAGCGGGGCCUCCUUUGCCAGCUUCCAGGGACCUUACGGGGCGGAAGGAGGGGGCUCCCUGUCAGUCUCCCCCAGCAACGAUGAGGACGAUGACGAGCGCCUGGAGGACCCCCACCUCAUUAUGAACAGGCUGGCCUGCACCAAGGCAAGUCCCCCACCUCACCCCCAGCCACCAUCUAUGACCAGCCAGACUUUGUCAUGUUCUCUCUAUUUCUCCUACACACACCAUCUCACAACAUCAUUGUGUCCUUAUGUGGUAAAAGUGAAAAGACAAUCUAUAAAAGACUUGGUAGUUUUCAGAAUUUGCCAAUCAGAUACACCACCCAGUAAAUCAACAACAACAAAAACAGCUCCUCCAUCUACAUGUUGUAGAAACAAGCUGACGUCUCAAGUUUGUUUUGAUGCCUCCCCUGUGUGUUUUCAGGUGGAGCGCCCGCCCUCCCCUGUGACGCCGCUGCCCCCUGUGCCCCCCCGGCUGGACCUGCUGCAGCAGAGGCCUCCCAGCUCCCCAGGGGUCCUGGGCCAAGGAGCAACAACCAAGGCAAGUGGAGGACCUAAUCUGUCAAUCACUUAAUCUAAUUCAAGCUUAUUUUGUUAUGUAUAUAAUGGUGUGCCCAUGCAUGUCAUGUGACUUUUACAUUUUACUAAUUUAGCUGACUCUCUAAUCCAGAGAGACAAGUAUUGCAUACAGUCAUUAAUAUCUGCUCUCCCCAGAUUGCAGCCCUCCACAGAGACAAACCUUUGCCCCUCCCUCCUGCCCUGAGAGAGUUACCCCCACCUCCCCCACCCGAACGCCCCUCUCCCCUUGGACUGCCAGAGGGCCGGCUCCAAAGGAGACCCCUGCCAUGCACCCCUCCAGAGCCCAACUGGGCCUCCAACUACAUGGUUCCCCGCCCCGUAGCCAAGGCCCCCCCACAGACCAACGGACCCAGUGACAGUGACUGUAUCCACAGAGCAAAGCCGCUAGCAGCGACCAACGCUAUCUACUCCCUGGCAGUCGGGUAUGGCAUAUGUAUAGAUAUGGAUAAAAUGUGUUAUAGAUGUAAUGUAGAUGUUCAAUAGAGAGAAGUCACUCCUUGCCCUGAAGAGUUCUGGGAAAUGCAGAUUUUUAUUCUAGUCCAGCACUAAAUCACUAGAUUUAAUGUAAUGGUGGUCUUCCAUUCCUGACGUGAUUGGUUGAAUCAGAGGCUCUCUGGGACUUAGAUUGUCUAUAGACCCUGUAGUAACUCAUAGAAUGACUGAUCGGUAAUUCAAUAUGUUGUAUGUAUUACCUGGCUCAGUCUCUCUUGCUCUCUGUUGUUAGGCCUCCUCAACAGGAGUCUACUGGUGAGAAGUCAUCUGGGAGUGAUGAGGAGAAUGAGUACAUGAGCCCCACCUCUCUCCCUGCAGGAGGAUCCUCCUGGGCCAUGGCGGGUGCUGUUGUGCCCGCACCACCACUGCUCCAAACCACUAACCACGACUCACGGUGAGCGCUCAAGACUGUCAUUGAGGUGACUCAGUGGAUUAUGAUUGAAUGAUUGAACCAUCCUAGAUGUAUGUAUUUCCUGAAUGGUUUAAAUCUAUGAUCAAUCAGUACAGGGUCCUGACUAACGUUUUUCUGAUGCCCCUCCCUCUGCCAUUCAUCUUCCUCCAUCCCUGCCUCUUUCUCUCCACUCCCCCCUUCUAUCCUAGGACUGUGGUGUGUGAUGUGGACUGUGAGGACCCUCAGGUGUAUGAGUCCAUGUGUAACAUCCAGGCGCAGGCUAGUGCUACUGUGCUCCUACCUCUGGCCUCCCUGUCCCUGCCCCAGCAGCCCCCGGAAUCAGGUACAUGGAGAUGGAUGAAGGAUCUCUAUUCUCACUUUUCUGAUUGCACAUGAAGUUACAUAAUCAUCACUUUGUACAAUCAGAAAACCACCAUGCAACUUGGGCUUGAAUCACACUGGCGUCUUUUGUAUGUCUACAGUCGUGGUCAAAAGUUUUGAGAAUGACACAAGUAUUGGUCUUCACAAAGUUUGCUGCUUCAGUGUUUUUAGAUAUUUUUGUCAGAUGUUACUAUGGUAUACUGAAGUAUAAUUACAAGCAUUCCAUAAGUGUCAAAGGCUUUUAUUGACAAUUACAUUAAGUUUAUGCAAAGAGUCAAUAUUUGCAGUGUUGACCCUUCUUUUUCAAGGCCUCUGCAAUCCGCCCUGGCAUGCUGUCAAUUAACUUAUAGGCCACAUCCUGACUGAUGGCAGCCCAUUCUUGCAUAAUCAAUGCUUGGAGUUUGUCAGAAUUUGUGGGUUUUUGUUUGUCCACCCGCCUCUUGAGGAUUGACCACAAGUUCUCAAUGGGAUUAAGGUCUGGGGAGUUUCCUGGCCAUGGACCCAAAAUGUCGAUGUUUUGUUCCCAGAGCCACUUAGUUAUCACUUUUGCCUUAUGGCAAGGUGGUCCAUCAUGCUGGAAAAGGCAUUGUUCGUCACCAAACUGUUCUUGGAUGGUUGGGAGAAGUUGCUCUCGGAGCAUGUGUUGGUACCAUUCUUUAGUCAUGGCUGUGUUCUUAGGCAAAAUUGUGAGUGAGCCCACUCCCUUGGCUGAGAAGCAACCCCACACAUGAAUGGUCUCAGGAUGCUUUACUGUUGGCAUGACACAGGACUGAUGGUAGCGCUCACCUUGUCUUCUCCGGACAAGCUUUUUUCCGGAUGCCCCAAACAAUCGGAAAGGGGAUUCAUCAGAGAAAAAUACUUUACCCCAGUCCUCAGCAGUCCAAUCCCUGUACCUUUUGCAGAAUAUCAGUCUGUCCCUGAUGUUUUUUCUGGAGAGAAGUGGCUUCCUCACUGCCCUUCUUGACACCAGGCCAUCCUCCAAAAGUCUUUGCCUCACUGUGCGUGCAGAUGCACUCACACCUGCCUGCUGCCAUUCCUGAGCAAGCUCUGCACUGGUGGUGCCCCGAUCCUGCAGCUGAAUCAAUUUUAGGAGACGGUCCUGGUGCUUGCUGGACUUUCUUGGGCGCCCUGAAGCCUUCUUCACAACAAUUGAACCUUUCUCCUUGAAGUUCUUGAUGAUCCGAUAAAUGGUUGAUUUAGGUGCAAUCUUACUAGCAGCAAUAUCCUUGCCUGUGAAGCCCUUUUUGUGCAAAGCAAUGAUGACGGCACGUGUUUCCUUGCAGGUAACCAUGGUUAAGAGGAAGAACAAUGAUUUCAAGCACCACCCUCCUUUUAAAGCUUCCAGUCUGUUAUUCUAACUCAAUCAGCAUGACAGAGUGAUCUCCAGCCUUGUCCUCGUCAACACUCUCACCUGUGUUAACGAGAGAAUCACUGACAUGAUGUCAGCUGGUCCUUUUGUGGCAGGGCUGAAAUGCAGUGGAAAUGUUAUUUUGGGAUUAAGUUCAUUUUCAUGGCAAAGAGGGACUUUGCAAUUAAUUGCAAUUCAUCUGAUCACUCUUCAUAACAUUCUGGAGUAUAUGCAAAUUGCCAUCAUAAAAACUGAGGCAGCAGACUUUGUGAAAAUUAAUAUUUGUGUCAUUCUCAAAACUUUUGACCACGACUGUACACCUGCCCAGAAACAUACCAUCUCAAUGAAUGUGGCCACAAUUGGAUUACAGUUAUUAGUUAAGCCAGUUAUCAUGUAUCUCAGCACGUGGAACAUGUACAGUGGGGGAAAAAAAGUAUUUAGUCAGCCACCAAUUGUGCAAGUUCUCCCACUUAAAAAGAUGAGAGAGGCCUGUAAUUUUCAUCAUAGGUACACGUCAACUAUGACAGACAAAAUGAGAAAACAAAAUCCAGAAAAUCACAUUGUAGGAUUUUUAAUGAAUUUAUUUGCAAAUUAUGGUGGAAAAUAAGUAUUUGGUCAAUAACAAAAGUUUCUCAAUACUUUGUUAUAUACCCUUUGUUGGCAAUGACACAGGUCAAACGUUUUCUGUAAGUCUUCACAAGGUUUUCACACACUGUUGCUGGUAUUUUGGCCCAUUCCUCCAUGCAGAUCUCCUCUAGAGCAGUGAUGUUUUGGGGCUGUCGCUGGGCAACACGGACUUUCAACUCCCUCCAAAGAUUUUCUAUGGGGUUGAGAUCUGGAGACUGGCUAGGCCACUCCAGGACCUUGAAAUGCUUCUUACGAAGCCACUCCUUCGUUGCCUGGGCGGUGUGUUUGGGAUCAUUGUCAUGCUGAAAGACCCAGCCACGUUUCAUCUUCAAUGCCCUUGCUGAUGGAAGGAGGUUUUCACUCAAAAUCUCACGAUACAUGGCCCCAUUCAUUCUUUCCUUUACACGGAUCAGUCGUCCUGGUCCCUUUGCAGAAAAACAGCCCCAAAGCAUGAUGUUUCCACCCCCAUGCUUCACAGUAGGUAUGGUGUUCUUUGGAUGCAACUCAGCAUUCUUUGUCCUCCAAACACGACGAGUUGAGUUUUUACCAAAAAGUUAUAUUUUGGUUUCAUCUGACCAUAUGACAUUCUCCCAAUCCUCUUCUGGAUCAUCCAAAUGCACUCUAGCAAACUUCAGACGGGCCUGGACAUAUACUGGCUUAAGCAGAGGGACACGUCUGGCACUGCAGGAUUUGAGUCCCUGGCGGCGUAGUGUGUUACUGAUGGUAGGCUUUGUUACUUUGGUCCCAGCUCUCUGCAGGUCAUUCACUAGGUCCCCCCGUGUGGUUCUUGUGAUCAUUUUGACCCCAUGGGGUGAGAUCUUGCGUGGAGCCCCAGAUCGAGGGAGAUUAUCAGUGGUCUUGUAUGUCUUCCAUUUCCUAAUAAUUGCUCCCACAGUUGAUUUCUUCAAACCAAGCUGCUUACCUAUUGCAGAUUCAGUCUUCCCAGCCUGGUGCAGGUCUACAAUUUUGUUUCUGGUGUCCUUUGACAGCUCUUUGGUCUUGGCCAUAGUGGAGUUUGGAGUGUGACUGUUUGAGGUUGUGUACAGGUGUCUUUUAUACUGAUAACAAGUUCAAACAGGUGCCAUUAAUACAGGUAACGAGUGGAGGACAGAGGAGCCUCUUAAAGAAGAAGUUACAGGUCUGUGAGAGCCAGAAAUCUUGCUUGUUUGUAGGUGACCAAAUACUUAUUUUCCACCAUAAUUUGCAAAUAAAUUCAUAAGAAAUCCUACAUUGUGAUUUUCUGGAAAAAAAAUUCUCAAUUUGUCUGUCAUAGUUGACGUGUACCUAUGAUGAAAAUUACAGGCCUCUCAUCUUUUUAAGUGGGAGAACUUGCACAAUUGGUGGCUGACUAAAUACUUUUUUCCCCCACUGUAUAUCCUGUAUUCAGGGUAUUUAAAUCACUCUUUCUUUUUUUAUCCCUUUAAUCCUCUUGUUUCCCUCCAGACUACCUCAUCCCUCCCCCUGCGGUUCCCCUGCACCAUGUGGUAGAGGAGAUUGAGGAAGAGGAUGUGUAUGAGUAUGACUACCCACGACCCCAAGCUCCCCCGGCACCCGCCAGGCGCACCCUCUCUGAUGUCACCGGCACCUCGGCCGUCUUCAGCUGCCUCUCAAUGGAUAGCCCUACCAUAGAUGCCUGUAUGUAACUCAGCAUUAGGGUUUUCAGUCCUUUUCCUCUCUUACUUUGUCAUGUUAAGAGUUAUAUUUAUCAAACACCAUCUCAUGAACAUGUUCUCUCCUCUUCUCUCUCCCAGCUACGUUUGCAUCAGGUCAGGACCCCGAGCGCCCCCCUAAGCCCCUCCCCCGCCGGGUCAACUCAGACCACCGGCCCCGCCCCCUUACCCCAGAGGCCCUGCCCCCUGCUGCCAGUCCAUCAGCUGGCUCCCGAGGGGGGCCCGGUCCCGCUCCAGUUCCCGGUGCGGCGCUACCCAUCAACGGGGAGAUAGAGUGUCUGAUGAGCCAGGGUUACUCAUUCCAGGACAUUCAGAAGGCCCUGAUGAUCGCCCAGAACAACCUGGAGACGGCCAAGAACAUCCUGCGCGAGUUUGUCUCCAUCCCCUCCACGGCCCACAUCCUCACGUAG
Messenger RNA from Coregonus sp. 'balchen', 27384 nucleotides. Lineage: Eukaryota; Metazoa; Chordata; Actinopteri; Salmoniformes; Salmonidae. The record is from the annotation of a GenBank genome assembly.